UCAGAAACAAAUUUUGUUAUGAAAUGACAUGGAUUAACUCUGUUUUGGUCACUUGACUUUAAUAAUAGGAUUAAUACAGAAGAUAAUGUAUGUAACCUCUGUAAUCCAUAAGGAUUGAUUUUUGGCUUUGUGACUUUAGAAAAUCACAUCUGGGACGUUUUAUUGAAUUAUAGGAAUGCCAGUAAGUGAGAGAAUGCUUCAGAAACCAAAGCAUGUCAAGAUGAACGGUGUGUCUGUCUUUGAGUCUGGGGACUGGAGCGACGACGCGGUCAGGUCAGGCUCUAACACAGGAUUUUCUGAUCCGGAAAAUGAUGAUGACUCCAGAAAAAAGGGUAGUCAAAGUUAUAAGAAGUAUGAUCCAGUGAAUGCAGUAAUGGACAAAAUAGAUGCUGAGCUCUCAUCCAUGAAAAGCUACAAUGGGUCAGUUCAGAGCACAAGGGGAGAUAAAUCACAAUCCUUAAAUCAAAAUGGUAACACAGGAAAUCCCAAAGAGAAAUCUGAGCGAUACAGGAAGGUGCUGGAGCCGCCGUCCUCUGGAAUGGACAUGUCCAGGAGUCCCCACAUCAUCGGCACCGCCGAGAUCUACAGUGAUGCUGCAGGAGCUACUGACGAGGAAAGACAGAAUGCCCCAAGUGAUCUAGACUCUCUCACUGCACAGCAGUUGGAUGAGAAGUUCAAGGAAAUCAUGAUGAAGAAAAGAGGAAACUACCUCGACAAUUUGAGGGCCAGCUACCCUCAGAGUGACACGGAUACCAUUAGGACCGAGGACUUUGAAAAGAAGUUCAAAAGUGCUAUGGUUUACAACUCGGAUGACUCAUCCACUAUGGUUCUCUCGGAUGAUGAUAGAUUGGAUGAUUCUCUCGAUGAAAGUUUACCUCCAUUCCCGAGUUGUGUUGUUGAUCCACCCCUUAAUACAGGUGCCAGAUUACCAGAUGUAUCUGAGGAAACAGAGGCUACAACUAAACCGAGACUCAGUCUGCAAACCAAAACACUUGCUGCCCUGCAUCCAGCAGUCCCUGUUGUUCCACAGAUGGAGAGAUCCGGACGCAGUCGGAAGAGAAGAACUCCCUACACAAGCGAUGCAGAGUCAGUCAGAACGGAGGAAUUUGAACUCAGAUUCCAGGAUUUAAUAGUACCACCCCAUUCUCAACAGAGUGGUCAGGACACGGGCCAGGAGAGUGAGCCAGUUGACCCCCUCCACAGAAAAGUACGGGAAAUCCUCCGAGUCUCUGCCCCAUAUAACCUUCAGAUGUAUAGAGACUUAAAUAAAUCCAAGUCUAGAAAUGGUUACCAUAGAAAUAAAGCAUAUGAAAAUGCCAAGUCAGAGGAAAGGCCGGUCACCAAGAAAGCCCAGCCUGACGGCAAAGAGGCCAGGUUAAGCAGGGAGGAACUGGCACAGGAAUCCGAGCGGAUUCAGAGGGAGAUGGAUGACAGAAAAUCCAAGGGACCUCCAAUCCGUCGGGAGGAGAAAUCCCCCACCCGCACUGCCAUGAACCUCUCAACCUCAGCUAUUAAUAGGUCUCCAUCUUAUGAAGAGCUGAGAUCUCAACUACCUCCGGGCUGUCCCAACUCCAUUACUGGCAGAUUCAGCCCCUCCCCCCAGGAGAGGGGCGCCACUUCCUCAAGUCCCUCCCCAGCCAGACAGAGGACUGGGGAGGAGGAGGGUCGUCCGAUGGAGCUGGAUGGUCUCCCUAGUUCUCCCCGCGACUUUAUAAGGAGGCCCAGCUCACCUGUGGAACGGUCCAGGAAGUACUCUGAUGUACAGAAUCCAAGCACUGCACUCAGGAGCUUUUCACCAGACAGGAUGGCUGAUAUCCGAAUGGAUUCUCCAACUAUGACAAGUUCUCCAAGGGAAAAGAAAACUCGUGCAUCUGACAGAGGAGAACCAGUCAACAUGGAACAACAUCGAGAGCCUGAGCGCAGUCGACAACUGGUUCGUCCUAAAUCACGAAAACCAAUUGACAGAUAUGAUGACCAGGAUAGUGAUUUUGGUGAAGCUAUGGACAAUUCUUUGUAUGAUAGGCCUAACACUAGUCAGACAUUUAAUCCCAUUACCAGCUCCCCUAUAGACAGGGGGAGAACUCGCAGCAGACGCUCAGAUGCCUACGAAAAAUCAGAACAGCCAAUGAGCAGGAGUCUUUCAGAGAGACCUUCGUACAGUCGGUCACUGUUUCAGAAUGAGAGAAGUCAGACUUCCCCUGAGAGGCCAAGAUCUUCACAUGAAGGGCCAAAUGAUUCUUUGGGACGAAUCAGUCCCAUACUUAAUGGCAGGGGCUCUCCGAGGGCUACAGAAGAAAAAUUGUCUGUUUCAUUCCAAGAUUAUCCUCCGCCAGCACAGGAAGAGGGAAGAAAAUCCCCAUCCUAUUUAGAUCUUGCCUACAACAAGGAGAGACCCUCUUUUCGUUCAGAGUGGAUUGCCCAAGGAUUGCCUUCCAGACAGCCAGACAAUGAGAAUGAACCAAAGUCCUUCAAGAGAGCGUUGCAUGAUGUGAGAACGGCAGAGAAACAGCUGAAGGAGAUCAAAGCCCUGACUGAAGAUGCUAGGACACAGCUAAUGCUGACCGAGUUUAAGAGGGACAACAAACAGAGGGACUAUGAGAGGAUGAGUGAGGACCUCAACAGGCGCAAGCGGGAGCUCAAGAGCUAUGAGGACCAGCUCAGGUCCAGAACCGGCGACAUCCUACAGAUGGACCAGUCCCGCCUGGACGACAAGACCUUGGCCCUGAUCCAGGAGAACGAGAGUCUGAAGCACCGACUGAGACAGGCAGACGGGGUGGAACUGGAGAGAGAUGAGCUGGUCCGGCAGCUGGAGAUGGCCAAGGAGGACCUGUUCAACGAGCAGAAGCAGGCCCGCCACAAGACAGAGGAGCUCAAAGACGAAAUAGAAAACCUGUCCUGUCAGUUAGAGGAAAUGAAAGGUCCAUUCCCUAUGAUGGAUCCAAGGAGAAUCAAAGAAUUAGAGGAUGCCCUGACAAAAGUGGAGCAUGACAAAACCAACCUAAUCAGGGAUAAAGCCGAGCUGUAUGAGGAGCUUCAGAAAAUGUCUCAAUCCUCCAAGCCCCAGUACCGGCCUCUGUCCGGGAAGGCUGAGGAGCUGAGGGCACACCUGGACAAGGUUUGUGUGGAACUAGCAGACGCCAAGGAGAAGAAUGGAAAGGUGGAGGAGACCAAUGACAGACUCAGGGAGCAGAUUGGUGAGCUAAAAAGGCAGUUAGAAAGGGAGAAAACUCUGAAAGAUGGUCUCUUGGAUGAUCACAAACAUACUCUACAGACACUCAGGAAAGAGAUGGACACGGCCAUGGUUCAGAUGAGAGAGAACAUGUUCCUGGAGAAACAGAAGGCCAUAGAGAGCAUGAGAGAGGACCUUGACAAAGGGAGGUCAAAGACCGAGGAGAGGCUACAGCGGGCGGUCAUCGAUCACCAGAAGAUCCUCAAGCAAAAAGAAGAAGAGGUUACCUCGUUGAUAGACGUUGUAGGGAAACUAGAAAAAGACAGGUCCCUGUUAGAAAGGAGGAUCAAAGAUGAGACAGAGCAGAAGGUACAAGAGGCUCUAAAACAAGAGAAGAUGAAGCUUGAGAAAGACCGGGAGUUUCUGAUGAUCAGGGAGAAGGAACAGAAUGAGAGUCGUCAGACACUGAAGGAUCUAGCUAAUGAAUUGGAGCAGGAGAGACAGCACAAGGGCACCCUAAUAGAGAGGAUCAGUCAGUUAAACAGGGACCUUGAGGAGCAGCGGCAGAUGACCAAGCAGGCAGCUCAUGAUCGCAUGGUGGCUGUGGCUCGAGCCAAGGACCAGCUGAAGCAUGAGAUGCUGCAAGAGAUGGACAGAGUCAGGGAAAAACUUAAGCAGGAACAUAAACAGGAAAUAGCGCGACUACAGGACACGAUACGCAGGCAGGAGGAGGAGUUGUGUAACCUGCGAGCGGAGAGGAAGCUGUACGUCCGGCCGGAGCUGGAGAACUCACUGGACCGUGUCGAGAGGACCAUUGUCAAUGAAAUCAACGAGGAAUGCAGACGCAACUCAGGAAUUCUGGGAAACAAUCCCAGAAAGGUUAAUCUGAAAAACUUCCAAGUAGAAAAUGGAGGUUACACUCCCAAUGGCAGAAGUAGAACCCCAACCACAGCAGCACUGAUUCAGCCCACAGAACAUAAAGAGGCAAACCUUCGGGCCUGCAACCAAGACCUACGUAAUCAUGUGUCAGAAUUGAAACAAGAAUUAGAACUUCAGAAAUCAGCUCUAAUGAGAGUGGAACGAGAGAAGGAUGACAUUGUACAGAAAGUAAAGCAGGAGAUAGAGGUGGAGAAGAACAAGGAACUGGACAAGAUGAAGCAGAGCUUGAUAAAGGAACAGGAGCAAAAACUGCAACAACAAGAGCAAAGUUAUAAUGAGAAAUAUAAAAAAUGCUUAGUGGUAAUAAAACAGAGAGAGGAGGACUUACAGACUGUACAAAAUCAGUAUGAUAAGUGGAGAGAGACCACCGACUCCAUGAUGAGUCGCAUGGAACACACAAUUCUUAACUCAAGGCAAUACAACAACAAACUGGGAUCUUCUCCCCACUAUGAGUACAGCCCUCGGGGUGAGGUCCAGAACCACGAGAUAUCAAGGCUCGAGAGAGAAAUCAGGAGACUUGCUGAGAACCAGAAACAAAUGAUUCAACAAAAUGCUUCCACAGUCGAAGGUGAAAUCAAGAAUGAAAAAAUGAUCAACCAACUGAAAGCCAAAGUUGCCCUGCUGCAGGAUGAAAAUAGUGCUCUCAAAAGCAGCAAGUUCAACUCCUACUCUGUCCCAGACCUGUCUAAUCCAUCACUCUAUCGUACACCCCUGUCCCUGCCCCAGCCCUCACACCGGGAGAAGCUGGCUCAUUUCCUAGAGCAGCGGUCCAAGGAGGGACUAAUGGACAGUGAGACAGUGGCCCAGCACCAGCGGAUGAACCGGAACAUGAUGUCACAGAAGAUGAUGGAGAUGACACGCCUCCAGAACUCACUGACUGACCAGGCAAAGAGGACACCAAAGAACAAUUGGAUUUGAUACACCUUAGCAAAUCGUAUCAGCAGCUGACUAAACGGCCAGCCUCUCCGAUGAAGGACCUCAAUACCACGCACUAAACACAGGAAACGCCCUGUAGAUCUUAUUGUUCUCUCACCUGUAUGUGUCUGUUUCAGGAUCUGAUUUACCUGGGGAGGUCAUACGGUAACUUGGACAGGUAUUAUCACCCCCGUGAGGCUUGGUACUCUGUCCACGACAAUAACCACUACUGAUAGUACUCAUGUUCUACUGAUAGUACUCAUCUUACAUUACUUGUAUUGACAUCUGUGUAGUCACCGAUUCUCAAUGGGACACGUGCUUCAUGUGUAAUCAUGGAAUCAGCAUUAUAGUGUUGUAUGUAUUGCCAUGGUCAAAUACUGUGACGUUGCAAGAAUAAACAUUACAUGUACAAUGUAUGCCCUGGUAAGAUCCACAUCAACAAUUUUGCAAGAAUAAUGAAGAAUUUUUAAAUCAUUUGUUUUCCCUUCUCAUUACAACAUAUAUCUGAACACCUAUAUUUAUUAUGCUAGAUAUUUUUGCAAUAACCUCAUAUCAAGUGACUUCCAUGUACAAUGUUCAUAUUAAUUAAUAUGUAAAAGCUCUCUAAUGUCUAUGGAUUAUAAUUUUUUUUAUGUUAAAUACUAGAUUGAUUACAUGUAAAUAUUGUAGCUACUUUCUUAUCUUUUGAUUGUUAAAAGUAGGUAUUUUUAUUAAUUCAUAAUUUAUAAAUAUUUUUUAAUCAAAAUGUUUUCAUAUACUUUAAAAUUAGUAUGAGUUGGCAAGAUUUUUUUUUUUCAUUUAGUAUUGCUUCUUCCGUCCAUUUAGAGUUCUACAAAUGUAUUCCUGUAUUUAAAUGAAAAUAUAUUUAUUGAUUUCUUUUAAAAGCGUAUAUUCAUAUAGUUUCUGUGCCAAACUUUUUUUUCAUCUUUGGUAGUCAUAUUUAUAAAGUAUAAAUUAUUAGAUACUAGAGUUGAGCUGGAGGCAGAUCUGAGAUUGAACGUUGCUGUAUAUUAUUCGCUUUACGUGUACCGGUAGUUGCUUUUCGUGGCGAGUCUUUGAAAAUUUUUUUUUAAUUUUACAAACCCGACAGAGAUGUCUAAUUCUCUGAUGAUCCAUCAGCUGUCUGUGAUAUUUUGUUCCGUCCAUAAAAGGAAAACAUAGUGCUGUGUCGUAGAAUAGGAGUGGUGAAUAAAAGCGAAUGCAUGUGUUGUGAGUAAUUGAGGGUAUGAGUGUUGACAUAGAAUAGGAUAUUGCAAUUUUUAGAUGUAAUUAGCUAGUGGGUUUUUUUUUAUAUUUAUGCAUUAUUUGCAAAAUGUAUUUAUGAUAUUAUUAAUACAUGUAUAUAUUACAAAUAAAUAUGAUAUAUGUUCAACUUAA
Molecule: messenger RNA, 6400 nt
Organism: Magallana angulata
Lineage: Eukaryota; Metazoa; Mollusca; Bivalvia; Ostreida; Ostreidae
Product: trichohyalin-like
Exons: 39
Coding region: 176-5026 (1616 amino acids)
Source: RefSeq, a predicted model, not a curated record